AAAAAAAAAAAAAAAAAAACACAACAACAACAACAAAGAAGAAGACAUUAAACUUGAUUGAAUGACUUAUGUUAAAUGACAAUUUAGUUGGUGCGUUUCUGUCAAGUCACCACCAACAAUCUUCAUCAUCAUCAUCAUUCUCAUUAUUGACAAUUGAAUAAAUUGAAUUGAAUUUUCACCUUAUCUUGGUUUGGCGGUCAUCAUUAUCAACAUCAUCAACAUUGAUCAACACAAAAAAAAGACAAACUUACGAAACGAUUUUCCCGGUUAUUUGUUUGAUUGUGUGGCCGCCAUCAGGAAGAUUAUACAAAAUUUUAUUCUUAUAAAAUACGUACAAAAAUCAUUCAAUUCACUAUUUCACUACCGUAUUUUUUAUACAUUUCAUCAUCAUCAUUAUCAUCAUCAAUAAGGAAAAGGAAAACAAUCUGAUGUGAUAAACCUAUUAUUUUCGAUUGAUUAUUAUUAUUAUUAUUUGUGUUCAUUCAUUUUGUCUUUAAAAUACAACUUUAACGCCAACAACGACGACGACGACAAGAGAACAUUUUAAGAUAAAAACGUGAUUAUUGUCAUUUGUUAAGUUUUUAUUUAUUUUUUUAUUUGAUGAUUGUUUCGUUGUAUUUUUCAUUUAUGUAUUUUCUUCGAUCAAAAUUAUCAUUAGUCAUCAUUGAGAAUGUCUUAUAUUGAUAUUUUAGUAGAUAUUGUCCACCACCAUCACCAUCAUUAUCAUCAUCAUCAUCAUCAAUUGCAUGAAACAUCGAUACUUUUGUUUGCAUGGACAUUUUCAUAAUUUAUAUAUAGUGAAUCAAUUUUCAUCAUCAUUCGUGUCAUUGGUUCCAUUGUGUUUUUUUUUCUGAUAUUUUUCUGAACCAAAAACAAGACUUCUUUUUUUUGUCAAUCGUUUUAUUCCUGUUUUAUUUUUUUUUCUUCGUCUUCUGGUUGAUUGUUCGAUUUUUUUUCCUUUUUGAAUUAUUUGACAACAACAAUGAAAAACACUGUCAGCCAAAUGUCUCAAUCUCCACUUUAUCAUCGAAUUACGCAAAAAAUUUUGGUCAUUGGACCAUCAGGUUGUGGUAAAACCAGUUUGAUUGAAUCAAUUUUAAGCUGCACAAAUUGUCCAUAUCAAUAUCAUCGACAACAAUCAUUAGAAAAUAAUUGUGAAAAUAAUGAAAUCACCGCCACCAACAAAAACAACAACACCAACACCACCGUCAAUAACAAUAUUAUUAAACAAUGUUGCUAUUCACAAACAGUACAAUUUCGUGAAAUUGAAAUUCAAUUAAAAGUAUUCGAACGUACUUGUAAUGGCCAAUUGGAUCGAUCAACAAUACAACCAUAUUAUCAUAGUUUGGAUGCUAUAAUCGGUGUUUAUGAUUGGACAAAUUAUCAACAAUCAUUUCAUCAGAUGCGUGAUGCAUUAGAUUCAAUAUUGGCACUUUAUAAUAAUGAUGAUGAUCAACAACAACGGCCAACAGUAUUCGUUUUGGGCAAUGUACGUGAUCAUCGUCGUUGUCGUCAAUGUGGUCCUUGUCGUGAGGUCAAAGAAUAUGUUGAACAAAUCGGUGCAAUACAAUUAUUUAAUUAUUGUUAUUCAUCACGACAUAUCAAAGCAUUUCAUCAUGUAUUCAUGUUGAAUAUUUAUCGUCAACAUUUUUGUCAACAAUUAACCGAAACAUUUGAGAAAGCAAUUAAUAAUUGUCGUAAACAUGUAUAUCAUCAGAUGGAUUCAUCAUAUCAAUCAUCCACAUUAUCAUCAUUAUCGAAUCUUAAAAAUCUAUUUAAACGAAUUAAAAUUCCUAAUUACCACCACCACCAUCAUCACCACCACCACAACCAUCAUCAUCAUAAUCAUCAUCAUCACAGUGCAUUACAGGCAUAAGCCGUGUAAACAUUUUUUUUUUAUUUUUUCAUAUUUUUAAAACUAUUAUCCCUGUAUUUUCUUUCUUCUUUUUUUUGUCAACAAAUAUCUAUCAUAUCAUCUAACGGUAAUUUUCUUUAGCAAAACAUAAUCUAUUAAUUUUAUUUUAUAUCCUCAACACAUACAUAUACCACCAUUGUAUUUUCUUUCAAUCAUUUUCCCAUUCCAUUUAAUUUAAUAAAUAAAUUAUUUAUUCUGAAA
Molecule: messenger RNA, 2116 nt
Organism: Dermatophagoides farinae (American house dust mite)
Lineage: Eukaryota; Metazoa; Arthropoda; Arachnida; Sarcoptiformes; Pyroglyphidae
Source: RefSeq, a predicted model, not a curated record